This is a messenger RNA of Nicotiana tabacum (common tobacco), 3319 nucleotides long. RefSeq lists its product as uncharacterized. Gene Ontology annotation, molecular function: ubiquitin conjugating enzyme activity. The record is from RefSeq and is a predicted model, not a curated record. Lineage: Eukaryota; Viridiplantae; Streptophyta; Magnoliopsida; Solanales; Solanaceae.
UGGAAAAAGAAUUUUAUGAGUGAAACGCAUUACCCAUUUGAUGAUUUCUUUUUGGGUUUUAUAUUUGUGAUUCUGAUGAUGUUAAUCAUGCAUAUAAAAAAAGAGGAUUCCAAUAAACACAGACAGAGUCAAUUAAUCUUUUUUUUUUCUUUUUUCUUUUAUCUUUGUUUAUGUUGUUCGUUUUGAUUCUGAUAAUGUUCAUACAUAGAAAAAGAGAAUUCUUAGUAAAACACAGACUAUCUGUCAUUUUUUGUUUUCUCUUUAUGUGGUCUUCUUGAUUCUGAAAAUGUUGAUACAAAGAAAAAUUCAUAAAUUUGAGUAAAAUACAGACCCAUUUGAUCAUGUCUUUUUUUGUUUUUUUAAUCUUUGAUUUUCUUUGUGUGGGUCUUUAAUGUUGAUUUUCUAAUGAUUUUAAUACACAUGAGAAAGAGUAUCUUUCACCAGAAUUCCGAGUAUAACAGUUAACACAAACCCAUGGGAUGUUUUUUUAAGUACUUUUCUACUUUCUUUAUGUUAAAUUUAUUUUUUAUUCUGAUGGUGUUUCAUCUUAAAACACAUACACAUUUUAUGUUUUUCUGUUAUUUUUUUACCUUUUUUAUCUGGGUAUGUGUGAAUUGGAUGGUACUAAUGCAUAGGAAAAGAGUGUUUCACCUUUCCUCAUUUGAUGUUUUUCUUCUAUUUUUGGUUUCUUUUGUGAUUCUGAUGGUAUUUAUGCACACACAGACUUCUGAUGUUUUUCAUUUAAUUUUUUUUUUUUGUGUGAUUCUGAUAAUAAUGCACAUCAAAGAGAGUCUUUCACCUGAACUAAAAGCAAACCAGACCCACUUGAUGUUACUCUUUUUUAAGUAUUUUUGUUUUCUGUAUGUGGGUCUGAUGUAAUUAUUAGCACAGGGGAAAAGAGUGUUUCUCCAGAGCUUUCAGAAAAGAGUGUUUCCUAGUGGGAGUUCAAUCGAUGGGCAGAUGGUGGAUGUCUCGCCCUCUAUCAGUUGGAGUUCAAAAUCAGAGUCUGUUAAUCAAAAGGAGUUUAUUCACCGUGAAAUAAUAGAUGUUGACAUGGAAGGAGGUCAUAGUGAUGCAAUGUUUAUUGAUGGGAAUACUGAAUCUAGUAGCAAAGGAAAGGAAAUUUUGCUCGAACUUUCCCUUGGUCAUGGUGGUUCAGCAGAUAGUGGAUCAGUAGAUCAAGUUCAGUCUUCGAAGAAGCACUGCCCUUCAGAAUCAGAUGGUCUAAUCAUUGGAGAUGAUUUUGGCGCUGACCUAUAUUAUGGAGAUGAUGUGCAUACAGACAUGUAUUUUGAUGACCCAGCGCUUACGGAGUAUGCCAUUAUGCAAUCACAUUUUGAUCAUAUGGAUAUUCCACCUGGUGUUGAGGUUCCAAUCCCGUGGAUGUCCGGUCCUGCUGAAGCUAAAAUGGCGCCAACCGCUACAACCACAUGGUCCACAUCAUCCGCUUCGAAAGCUAUGAGUUUUCCUUUUGGAAAAGAAGCCCCUAAGGUACUAAGGCACCAGUCCACUUCAUGGUAUGGCUCAACUCCUGUUAGUCAGCCUACGCCAUUUGAGCUAUCUUCCUCGUCUCUGGGACCUGCUUUUUGCAAGAGUAGACUUUCUGCCAAAGGAAAGUUACAAGAGACAAGUUGUAAAGAACAAAGUGGUUCUACAAACCUAACACUUGGGGCAGGAAAAUCUUUUAAUGCUCAAGGAUCUUCUUUUAAAAGGAAGUUUCGUUUUUUCGAGGGAACUGCCUCUGACAGUUGGCAUACUCAAUCUAUACCUGGUGUAUCUCAUUUCCCUGAAGUUCAAUUUGUACCUCCACAAAUGCCUGGUUGGACAAAUUUACCCUUUAAUAUGACAACUGCUCCAGCUUCUUCAGGGUCUAUGCUCGCACCAGGUGGUAUGAACUCUCUCCCUAUGCAACAGGUGCAUCCGGCAUAUAUGCUCCCAAAAGGUGGUCUGAACUCUCUCCCUCUGCAACAGGUUCAUCCGGGGGUUAUUUUCACAACAGAUGCUAUGAACUAUUUCCCUCAGCAACAGAUUUAUUCGGGAUCUGUUCUCGCACCAGGUCCUACGUACUAUUUCCCUCAGGAAAUGGAUCAUACACUCUGGACUCAGGGUCUGCACGAGAGUGUAACUACUACAGAGAGUUCAUCAAUUCAGUCUGGAUCAGUUUCUAGUGAGGGACAGCGUAGAGAUUUAGGUGAAAGUCUGAAGAAUUUCCGUCUCUUCAAAAAAUUUGAUACUGUUCAAGAUCAUUCGGACCAUUUCUUUUCUGGACUUGCAUCCCUUGACAACCAGGCCUCUAAGAGUUGCGCCAAGAGAAUACAGGAGGAAUGGAAGAUACUGGAGAAAGAUCUGCCUGAUACCAUAUUUGUCCGGGUGUAUGAAACAAGAAUGGAUCUGUUGAGGGCAGUGAUUAUUGGAGCUGAUGGAACUCCGUACCAUGAUGGCCUUUUCUUCUUUGAUGUUUUCUUCCCUAGCAACUAUCCCAAUGCUCCACCACAUGUACACUAUCAUUCUUUUGGUCUUCGUAUCAAUCCGAACUUGUAUGAAUGUGGAAAAGUGUGCCUGAGCCUUCUCAACACAUGGGGCGGUAGAGCGAAGGAGAAAUGGAUCCCUGGUGAAUCAACUAUGCUACAAGUUUUGGUUUCCAUACAAGGGCUAAUUUUGAAUGCAAAGCCCUAUUUCAAUGAGCCUGGAUAUGCAAAGAUGAGUGGAUCAGCCAUGGGGGAAAAUUGCUCAGUACAAUAUAAUGAGAGCAUUUUCAUUUUACAUCUCAAAACAAUGGUUUACUGUAUGAGGCGACCACCACAGCAUUUUGAGGAUUUUGUUGUAGGGCAUUACUUUCAAAGUUGUCAUGAUAUUCUUGUGGCAUGUAAAGCAUAUAUGGAUGGUGCUCAAGUAGGUAGCCUUGUUAGAGGAUGUGUUCUGGAUGCUGUUGAAGGUGACAAAAAAAGUUGCUCACAGGGUUUUAAGGCCAUGUUGGCUGGAUUCACCCAGACACUUGUAGAUGCAUUUACAAAUAUUGGCGCAAAGGAUUGUGACAAAUUUCUUCCCUUGGCACAAAAGGCGUCAACUGGAGUAGCGCCACCAGUUAACAUAGAGAGCUGCUGACCAUAUAUAGACUGAAGAUAUUAGUAGAGGUGCGCGUAAACUAGCCUGGACACCACAAUUAAAAAAGUAAACAUUGUUAUACCUAAUGUUGACAAACUAGUUUUGAACUUGCAUCAUGCAGCCGAGUCUCCAUGUUUUUUGGUGAUAUUUUGUAUAUGGCUGUUAUGACAGUUUAUACAACUAAUCGAUCAAAUUACUUUUUUGUUUAGCUUUA